Maudiozyma barnettii is the source of this 2334-nucleotide messenger RNA. RefSeq lists its product as uncharacterized. NCBI's taxonomy places the organism in Eukaryota, Fungi, Ascomycota, Saccharomycetes, Saccharomycetales, Saccharomycetaceae. Bases 1 to 2334 code for a protein of 777 amino acids. The transcript has a single exon. The record is from RefSeq and is a predicted model, not a curated record.
AUGGCUGUCGCUAUUGCAGCCAUGAAGAGUGUAUCCGCUCUGAGUGUCAGCGAUGGUACAAUAAUGCACAACAAUCUUCCUGACGAAGACAUUACCAUUGAAAAUGGUGGUUACGUAGGUUUGAUAUACGGUAACGUUCAAGGUAUUACUGGUAACAUGGACAUUGAAGAUGGCGGCGCUUUGUACGUCGGUGAUCAAGACUCUGGUGACAAUGGUCUACAAACUACCUUCUCAGGUUCAACCUUUAACAAUCAUGGUGUUUCUGUUGUUGAUAACAGAAAUGUCUCCAAGGCAAUGACCGUCACUUGGGAUGGUACCACAAUCGAAAAUAAUGGUAAAAUGUUCUUUGAAGGUCCAAACGUGAACGGUAACACAUUUAAUAUUGAACCAAGCAGUACUCUGACAAACAACGGUUUAAUGGUUUUUAGUCAAGACGAAAGCUCUAGUUAUGGUAGUACUGUGAACAUGAAAGCAUCCACAUUUACGAAUGACGGUACUGUUUGUUUGAACAAUGUAAAGGCUUAUCUUUUAUCCAAUGUUGGCGGUUCCGGGUGUAUCACUGUUGGAGCCAACACUGUCUACGCAAUCCAAUCUACCAGUUACGGUACGUUAGGUUCUCAAACAUUAUACAUGACCGACUCCAGUUCUAUUAUCUACGUUGAUAGUAAGGGUGAAACCAGUAACAUCAAAGUGGCUGGUUACGGUAAUGGUAACUAUCUGUCUUUUGGGACUUCCAUUACCAGUCACAGUUAUGACUCCAGUACUGGUAUCUUAACUGUCAAUGUUUUCAUAUUUAUUAAACAUACUUUCAAUAUUGGUACCGGUUAUGAUUCAUCUAACUUUAAAGAGGUUCAAAUUGAUAACCAUAUUGGUACCAAACUGGCGAAUAAUGCUCUUUAUUAUAAUGCUGCCCCACCUAAUGCUGAUAGUCCAUCUGUUUGCGCUGCCUGUGAAACUGCUCCAUGGAUUCCAAUCCCAACCCCAGUUACAUCAUCUUCUGUCGCACCUUCUUCCUCUUCCAUUCCAUCAUCUAGUUCUAUUAUGCCAUCUAGUACAUCUAGCUUGGUAAUUAGUUCUUCCAUUACAUCCUCAUCUUCUAUUCCAAGCAGUUCUUCUGCAGUUGCUUCAUCCAGUUCUGGUAGUUUCCAAAAUAUUGCUCCUCAAUCUCUAGCAUUAUCAAAAACAUCAGAUAUAAGCUCCUCUUCUGUUGCCCCAACCUCUUCUAUCGAUCCAACUUCUUCUGUUGUGUCAACUUCCUCUGCUGAUCCAACCUCUUCUGUUACCCCAUCCUCUUCUGUUGAUCCGACAUCUUCUGUUGCACCAACCUCUUCUGUUGCCCCAACCUCUUCUGUUGCCCCAACCUCUUCUGUUGCCCCAACCUCUUCUGUUGCCCCAACCUCUUCUGUUGCCCCAACCUCUUCUAUCGAUCCAACUUCUUCUGUUGUGCCAACUUCCUCUGCUGAUCCAACCUCUUCUGUUGCCCCAUCCUCUUCUGUUGAUCCGACAUCUUCUGUUGCACCAACCUCCUCAGUUGACACAACUUCCUCCAGUAGCCAAAUUUCUAUUGCACCAGCUUCUGCUAUUGAUGCUUACGUCAGAAACAUUACUACUACUUUGAUUACAAGUGAAACUAAUAUGUUUACCACUUCUACGGUGAAUGGUGUCACUCUAACCCAAUAUACUACUGAUUGUCCAAUUACUGAUGAAAACGGGUCAGUAACCUCUUCUCCAGCCACUGUUUUUGCCAAUGAUAAAAAUACAGUCACAAUUCCCCAAGUAAGUACUAAGGUUUACGGAACUGUAACCGAUAUUGUCUCUUGUUACCCAACUAUCAAUAGCAACAGCGAAUUAACUGUUGCGUCUGUUACUUACAAAGUGGAUGCUGUCGUUGUUCAAACUAUUAUUGAAACUGAAAUUGAGAAGUAUGCUCAGACAGCUAAUACUAAUGCUGAUGCUGAACCUCAACAGAGUACCACUGCUAAUACAAACCAAGUUGUAGUUACAAAGACUGUUAUUCCAGACGAAACCACAACUCCAGCUAAAGUAAAACAAAUUACUACCAUUGAUGCUAAGUCAGAACAAAGAAUAGUAACUCAAACUGUUAUCCCAGAUGAAACCACCACUUUAACUAAUACUAACGUUGAAACCAAAGUUGUUGCUUCUGGUAGUCCAUAUGUAUCUGUCUCCGCAGUGAAAAUCAGUCAACAAUCAUCUUACGGUAUCCAAGGUAUCACUACUAGAUCCAUCAAUGAAUUUAGUGCCAACAACGGUAACACAAUAGGUACUACCUUAGGUUUCGGUUCUCUAUUUUACUUACUUUUCUUAGCUUUGUAA